Messenger RNA from Struthio camelus australis, 1796 nucleotides. The record is from RefSeq and is a predicted model, not a curated record. NCBI's taxonomy places the organism in Eukaryota, Metazoa, Chordata, Aves, Struthioniformes, Struthionidae.
UAGAGACUGACAGCGACGCGGCCUUGUCUGGGGCCGGGCAGGCCUGCCUGCUCAGGGGGGAAGGUGCUGCUCCCCGGGGGCUUGGAAAACAGCGUCGAGGGGAGAAAUGAGGAAUGGCAGGACAGCAGGAGCGACAGCCCUAAACACAAAAGGAUGAAUCAGGUUUCCUGACUAAUAGUACCACCUUUCAGAGACAGUUCGUGGGUCAUUUCUGGGCCAGUUAGUUUUAUAUCGGUCUUGAAGAUAGGCAUCAGUCUCAUGAACGUGUUCCUGAGAAAGCAGUGCCACCUUCUGUGACAAUACAGAUUUCGUCAUUAACUUCUGUUUGAAGUGAUACAAACACAGUACUAAAUACUUCUAACCACUAGGUGAUCUCCACAAUAGCAUCAAUUUGUGAUGGUUUUGAUGUGACAACUUUCAGUUAUUUUCUGUGAGUUGUUUUCAAUCAGUUUUUGAACAAUUUUCAUUUAUUUUGUAUCUUACAUUGAAGAUGGUUGAAUAGUUAACAGGCAGUUACAGCAUGACAGCAGCAAUUGUAUUGUAAGUGUUUGGGCUGAGGGAAGAAGAUGUUCUUAGAGCUACGACUGUAUUCACAAACUUAGGAUCUGUCCUGUGGAGCAGCGAGGAGAGUGUUGUAAUACUUUAUUUUAAAAAACACUGCAAGAAAGAGUUUUGAUUGUCAAUCAUUGUCUUCAAGUGUCCAGUCAUUAGUGAUCUGUUCUUGACAAUAACAAGUGAAUCAAAUGAAAUUAUGUAUUGAUCCAGGCUCUCAUACAAAAGUCCUUAAUAUUGCUCUCUGUCGCUAACAGUAAGGAAUUAAACUAUGAUAAAACAAUUCACUUCCAUAUUUUUACAGUUCUACCCUUUUGUGUAAAAUGGCCAAACAAAAUUCUCCAUCACUAAUUGAAGUUGUAAAACAAGUUGCAGAGCAGCAGCAUUCACAAUCGUCAGAGAUAGAAAAGAGCAAAAUAGUUCUUUUCCAGUUGCAGGCUGAGUUUAGGGAACUUGAAAAAGAGAUGGAGUCUAUUCUGUUAGAAACAAAGACAACAGAAAGGAAAAUAUAUCAGCAAGACGAUGCCAUAGAAAUGACAAAAUAUCAUUGUGAAAAUCUGGAGGCACAAGUCAGAGCCCUGUAUUCUGAAAAUAUAAAGCUGAGACUUGAUGCAGAAACAGUACAAGAAGAGUUUGAGAUGACAUUUGCAAGAAAUAAUGAAUAUCGUGAAAAAAUAAAGGCCCAUAAACAUCUCUUCUGGGAAGUGGAAAGUAAAAUGCCAGUUAUGAUUGAACUUGCAGAAAAGCAAGCUGUUGUUAAAGAGCUAAAGACAAAGAAGGAAGAGUUAAUGCAUGAUCUCCAGAAUCCGGAAGGAUCUGUUAUUAAACAAGUACAGGAAGAAAUUACAUUUUUAAAAAGGGAAAUCACAGAAGUGAAAGAGUUCAUCAAUAAAAAAACAGAUUUGCUGGAAGACGAAAAAAGAUUACAUGCUAAGCUUAGGAAAGAAAUUGAGGUGCAGAAUAAAAGAUGCGAUGCUAUUCUAAAACGUUUGCAUUGCCAAUUGAACAAACUUCAUUCAAAUAAAAGGCAAUGGCACUGGAACAUUCAGCAGAUGGAGAGAAAGGCAGCAGAACUAAGAAAGUGCCUUGGAGUUGCGGAGUGAUAAAAUAGCAUACAGGAAAAACCUAACAAAUAAAAUGAGGUAGUGCUUUCCAGACAGAGAAGGUUUCUUUUGGAAAUAAUAGAAAUGGUAAAGUAGUCCAGUAGUUGGGCCAAGGCUAGGUGACUUCUUGGAUUUUUUUUA